AUGAGGAAAGGAAUGUCAUCAUUCAGAAAGCGUUGCAACAAGACGCACACAUUGUGCCUCCGCCGUGCUUCUAAGGCCUACCACCUUCAGAAGUCUACCUGUGGCAAAUGUGGCUACCCUGCCAAGUGCAAGAGAAAGUAUAACUGGAGUGCCAAGGCUAAGAGACAAAACACUACCGGGACUGGGCGGAUGAGGCACCUAAAAAUUGUCUACCGAAGAUUCAGACAUGGAUUCCGUGAAGGGACAACCCCUAAACCCAAGAGGGCCGCUAUUGCAGCAUCCAGUUCAUCUUGA
Messenger RNA from Arvicola amphibius (Eurasian water vole), 294 nucleotides. Its product is annotated as 60S ribosomal protein L37-like. Gene Ontology annotation, molecular function: RNA binding; structural constituent of ribosome. Gene Ontology annotation, cellular component: ribosome; cytosolic large ribosomal subunit. Bases 1 to 294 code for a protein of 97 amino acids. Gene Ontology annotation, biological process: translation. The record is from RefSeq and is a predicted model, not a curated record. The transcript has a single exon. Lineage: Eukaryota; Metazoa; Chordata; Mammalia; Rodentia; Cricetidae.